AUGGUUCUACACAACCCCAACAACUGGCAUUGGGUCAAUAAGGAUGUGUCGGGCUGGACGCGUGAAUGGCUCGACACAGAACUCCCGCAGAUCUCAGCUGAGCAGGAUGGCGUUACUGCGAAGAUUGACAAGGUGUCCAGCAUGGACGGAGAUGUUGAUGUGAGCCAGCGCAAGGGCAAGGUCAUUACUCUGUUUGACGUUAAGCUGAAGCUGGAGUACUCUGGCAAAAACAAAGAGGGCGAGGAGGCCAGCGGUACUAUCAUGAUUCCUGAGGUUGCACAUGACACGGAGGAAGACGAGUAUGUCUUUGAUGUAGACGUCUAUUCCGAAGAUGCGAGCAAACAACCUGUCAAGGAUCUUGUACGAUCCAAGGUUCUCCCACAACUUCGCAAGAGCCUCGCAAAACUCGGCCCUGCUGUCAUGGCUGAGCACGGCAAAGACAUACAGCAUGCACCCGGCUCUAACCCAUCGAUCGGCUUUUCGACCCCCAAGGUCUACUCCAGCUCGAGCGUGAACAAGUCGACUAGCUCAAAGACCGAGAGCGGCUCCCAGAAGACUAGCACCGGCUCGGUCGUCAACGUCACCACGAUCAACGACAGCACCGAGUUCCGCACUACUGCUGCCGAGUUGUUCCAGACGUUCACAGAUCCCCAGCGUAUCGCUGCGUUCACUCGCGCCCCACCUAAGACUUUCACUGGUGCUAAGCCUGGCGGCACCUUUGAGCUGUUUGGAGGGAAUGUUAGCGGAGAGUACACUGAGUUGGAGGAGCCCAAGCAUAUUGUCCAGAAAUGGCGACUUGCACAAUGGCCCGCUGGCCACUUCUCAACCCUGUCGAUUUGGUUCGAUCAGAACGAUGUCGACGCGGUGACAGUCAUGAGAGUUGAGUGGAAGGGCGUCCCGGUUGGCCAGGAGGAGCCGACCAAGACCAACUGGGACCAGUACUACGUCCGCAGUAUCAAGACUACCUUUGGGUUUGGUACGGUGUUGUGA
This is a messenger RNA of Didymella exigua CBS 183.55, 990 nucleotides long. Its product is annotated as Aha1domain family protein. Gene Ontology annotation, molecular function: ATPase activator activity; protein-folding chaperone binding. The transcript has 3 exons. Gene Ontology annotation, cellular component: cytosol. The record is from RefSeq and is a predicted model, not a curated record. Gene Ontology annotation, biological process: protein folding; positive regulation of ATP-dependent activity. NCBI's taxonomy places the organism in Eukaryota, Fungi, Ascomycota, Dothideomycetes, Pleosporales, Didymellaceae. The coding region runs from base 1 to 990 and encodes 329 amino acids.